Messenger RNA from Staurois parvus, 408 nucleotides. NCBI's taxonomy places the organism in Eukaryota, Metazoa, Chordata, Amphibia, Anura, Ranidae. The record is from the annotation of a GenBank genome assembly.
CACAUGAUAUGGAGGGGAUUGGAACACCUGAAUCACAUGAUAUGGAGGGGAUUGGAACACCAGAAUCACAUGAUUGGGAGGGGAUUGGAACACCAGAAUCACAUGAUUGGGAGGGGAUUGGAACACCAGAAUCACAUGAUAUGGAGGGGAUUGGAACACCUGAAUCACAUGAUAUGGAGGGGAUUGGAGCACCUGAAUCACAUGAUAUGGAGGGGAUUGGAACACCUGAAUCACAUGAUAUGGAGGGGAUUGGAACACCUGAAUCACAUGAUAUGGAGGGGAUUGGAACACCUGAGUCCAAUGAUUGGGAGGGGAUUGGAACACCUGAAUCACAUGAUAUGGAGGGGAUUGGAAACACCUGAGUCCAAUGAUUGGGAGGGGAUUGGAACACCUGAAUCACAUGAUAUG